Messenger RNA from Sphenostylis stenocarpa, 156 nucleotides. Lineage: Eukaryota; Viridiplantae; Streptophyta; Magnoliopsida; Fabales; Fabaceae. The record is from the annotation of a GenBank genome assembly.
AUGGCUUGUUCGUCAUCCAUUCUUUGUGGCCGCGACGUAAUAUCACUAUCAGUUCAACCCAUAUCAUCAUAUAUGCAUACGCUGAAUGCAGUCAUGAUGUCAAUUGCGCGUCAGUUGAGUGCAUCUUUACGGUCUAUGCGUCAAAGUGGCAAGUAA